Messenger RNA from Myotis daubentonii (Daubenton's bat), 3246 nucleotides. RefSeq names its product zinc finger protein 789 (gene ZNF789). The transcript has 6 exons. The record is from RefSeq and is a predicted model, not a curated record. Gene Ontology annotation, cellular component: nucleoplasm; nucleus. Gene Ontology annotation, molecular function: RNA polymerase II cis-regulatory region sequence-specific DNA binding; DNA-binding transcription repressor activity, RNA polymerase II-specific. Bases 194 to 1558 code for a protein of 454 amino acids. Gene Ontology annotation, biological process: regulation of immune system process; regulation of cytokine production; negative regulation of transcription by RNA polymerase II. Lineage: Eukaryota; Metazoa; Chordata; Mammalia; Chiroptera; Vespertilionidae.
UUGCUCUACAGGGGCGGGCGAGUGGGCGAGGGAGAGACACGCGAAUCUUUCGGGUUAGCGCCCUCAGUUGGGGAUUAAUGGAGUCGCCGACCAGAUCCCGGGGCGGGGCCGGAACCUCGGGAGGGGAGCCCAGCCCACGUGGUCGCUGCCAGUGGACACCUAGGACUUCGCGGAGCAGGCGCCAAGCAGCAUAAUGCUCACCAGGUCCAUCCAUGCUUUGCAGAUGCUUAGCCUGGUGGCCAGGAUCCUGCCCCAUCUUAGAAACCAGGCCAUGGCAGCUGUGUUCCUGACAGCACCAUGGAAGGAGUUGCUGUCCUUUGAGGAUGUGGCUAUGUACUUCACCAGAGAAGAGUGGAACAAACUUGAUUUGGCUCAAAAGGACCUCUACAGAGAUGUGAUGCUGGAGAAUUACAGAAACAUGAUUUUGUUGGGAUUUCAGAUUCCAAAACCUGAGGUGAUCUGUCAGCUGGAACAGUGGGAAGACCCAUGGAUCCUGGAUCUACCAAGAGCUGGGACUAGAAGGGCUUCCAGUAGUGCUUGCUCAGGUUCUGAAGCCAGAUACCAGAUGAUAAAGCUAACUCCAAAGCAGAAAAUUUCUGAAAAUACAAAGUCAUGUAAGAUACCAGUGGUAAAGCAGAAGACGGCCAUGACGCUUUCAGAAAAGUUACUUAAAUUUAACAAAUUUGUGGACAUUUACAGAGUUGUACUUCCUACUGUUGAUAAUGAAUACAACAAGUACUUCCUUCAAAACCUUAACCUUUUUCAAGAUCAGAAUGGUCAAACAAGUAAGAAGCAGGGCAAAUAUAAAGAGUAUGGAAAACCCUUCAAUCAGAGAUCAUUGUUUUUGAGGCAUAAGCAAAUUCUGACAAAUGCAAAAUCUUAUGAAUGCAGUGAAUGUGGAAGAGCCUUCAAACGCCAGGCAAAUUUUGUUCGACAUCAGAGAUUUCACACUUCAGAGGAUCCCUUUGAGUGUGACAUAUGUGGGCAAGCCUUCAAACAGAAGUCUGCUCUUACUGCCCAUAAACAGUGUCACCCUCAAGAAAAGCCAUAUAAAUGUCAUGAAUGUGGAAAAUAUUUCCGUCAGAUGGCAUAUCUUGUUGAACAUAAAAGGAUCCAUACCAAAGAAAAACCCUAUAAAUGUAGUGAAUGUGAAAGAACAUUUAGUCAGAAUUCAACUCUAAUUCGACAUCAGGUAAUCCACAGCGGAGAAAAACCCCAUAAAUGCCUUGAAUGUGGAAAAGCCUUUGUUCGGAACUCAACCCUUAAGAGCCAUCAACAAAUUCACAGUAAACAGAACGUUCACAAAUGCAGUGAAUGUGGAGAAUCCUUUGGUCGGAAUAUAGAUCUCAUUCAGCAUCAAAGGACCCAUACUAAGGGGAAAGUAUUUGAAUGUAGAGAAUGUGGAAAAACUUUUAGUUUUAAGUCAAAUCUUCGUCGACACAAGGUCAUUCAUAAUGGAGAGAGACCCUAUAGAUGUGACAAAUGCGGGAAAUCUUUCAGUUGGCGCACAAGCUUUAUUAAGCAUCAGAGUACUCACAGAGAGCAGGUAUCUACGUGACUAAUGAGAAAAGCUAUAAUUUAAAGACCAGUACUUGUCACUAUUGCAAGUAUAUGUAAUUAGAUCAUUUUACAAAAAUUAAUAAACAAGAGCCGAAGUCCAUCUUUCUGUGGGGGCCCUCAUUUUGUAGGUAACCUCGCUGUAGUCCAGAAUUAAUAGAAAAUGUGAUAGGCUGUUGUAUCGUUUCACUUGAGCCCCUAUACCUUUGUUCCCCCCAAGUCAAGUUAAGGCAUAAGGGAGGCUUGGUAGCUUUGCUCUGUGGUCCCCCAGGCUGGAGAUCAUUUAAUAUAUUGUGAAUGAUUUAAGAAGGCCUUUCUUGGUUCUACACAGAAUAAUGACUUGAUAUUGAUAGGCUGUUUAAAAGUAAGUACCACUUGUAGCUAGUGAGGUAUUAAGAAUAAAAAUUUUUAAUAAAAUUUAGUGUUCUACUGUAGUGAUUUUCAACGUUUUUCAUCUCAUGGCACACAUAAACUACUAAAACUCUGCGGCACAUCAAAAAAUAUAUUUUUGGCCGAUUUGCCCAAAAAAGUAGGUAAGAUUUUGAUUCAUUCACACCGGAAAGCUACUAUUGUGUUUCUGUUGUCAUUUUUUUUUAUUUGACAAUCUAAGGGAAAAGAGGUUAGCACCCCUGACUAAAUGGUCAGGUAUUGCAUAUUUAAGAAAUUCUUCCCGCAUAGCAGUGUGCUGGUGAAAAUUACUACAUUCUAUGAAGAGUUCUAAGCCAGUGCUUACAGCAGAUGCUGUUGGUGCCUGCUCCUGCCCCUUUGGCCAUAGCCUCUCUGUGUGUUUCAUUUGCCUUGCACUCUCUUCAUCUGUUGGUCUGCAGGCUUUUUCUAAAAUCAUGAAAGGCCACUACUCUGUAUAUCCUGGGAGCAGGCUUUACCCAGUGCUUGAUGGGAAUUUGAUAUAAACCAGAUCUCCCUCCCCUUGGGAGGAGCACACAGGUUAUCUGAAGCAUCUGUUGUACACUGUUUUCAGAUUUUCCCAUGGGAUUAUACACAUUCACUUACAAUGGCAGCUGUCUUCCCUUAUCUGUCCCUUCACUCCCCUACCAGUGUUUCAGCGCCUCUCCCACAAGUAAAUGGCUUGUACUAAAAAAGUGUCAAAUAUAAAUCUUGAGCCAUAUCCUUUCAUUCCCACAGUUAUUCCAAGCAUAUUUUUUGUAAAAUAAAAAUGGUUUAUCAAUCCCAAAUUGUAUAAAACACAUGGGAGAAACCUAGCCAAUCAACACAACUGUUGCCACAUGGAAAGUUACUUGUAUCAAACAUCAAGUUUAAGAAUGUACAAAUGUUCCUUUUAUCAUAUCUAUAGUAAUUACCUAUGCUUUUCCAUUUAAGUGUUUUUAAAACUACAUAUCCCCAUUAUUUUUUCUUUCCCAUUUCCCAGUACAAUAAUGGGAGGAAGAGGAUCCCUCACAUCCACAAGUUUCUAACUGGAAAGAAGGGGCAGUAGAAAACUGCUUAGAGAGUUGUUUUAACCAUUCCCUGUCAGGGCACAUGCCCGGGUUGUGGCUCAACCCCCAGUAGGCGGCGUGCAGGAGGCAGCAGAUUGAUGAUUCUCAUCACUGAUGUUUCUCUUUCUCCCUCUCUCUUAAAUCAAUAAAAACAUAUUUGAGAAAAGCAAAUUAUCUGAAACAAAUCUGGCAUGUUAAGAAUGGAUAAAUCUGGCCGAAACCGGUUUGGCUCAGU